CCCGAUAUCAUCCCAUUUCUGAAAAUUUUCAGUGAUUGAGUUUUCAGUUUUUACCACCACCACUUCUAUACCACUACCAAUACAAUGUCCGCUCCGUUCGGUGUCGAUUUAGGAAACAGCAGCUCUGUCAUUGCCUGCGCCAGAAACAGAGGAAUUGACAUCAUUGUCAACGAGGUUUCCAACAGAAACACUCCCUCGCUUGUAGGAUUUGGCCCUAAGAACAGAUUCAUCGGCGAGUCCGGUAAGAACCAGCAGACUUCGAACUUGAAGAACACCGUCGACAACAUCAAGCGUAUCCUCGGUGCCAACUUCAAUGACCCAGAUUUUGAAAUUGAGAAGAAGUACUUCACAUGUCCACUUGUUGAAUCAAAGGAUGGAGGCAUCUCUGCUAAGGUCAGAUUCUUGGGCGAGCAGCAGGAAUUCACUGCUACCCAGUUAGCAGCCAUGUAUAUCGAUAAAAUCAAGGAUAUCACAAUCAAAGAGACCAAGGCAAACAUCACUGAUAUUUCUUUGUCUGUUCCAGUAUGGUACACCGAGAAACAGCGUCGCGCCGCCGCCGAUGCUUGUAGAAUCGCUGGCUUGAACCCUGUCAGAAUCGUCAACGAAGUCACAGCUGCUGCUGUUGGCUACGGUGUCUUCAAGGCUAACGACUUGCCAGAAGAUGAACCUAAGAAGGUGGCGUUUGUGGACAUUGGUCACUCCUCGUACCAAGUCUCUAUUGCUGCUGUCAAGAAGGGUGAAUUGAAGAUUCUUGCUUCUGCUUACGACAAGCACUUUGGUGGUAGAGAUUUCGACUACGCCAUCGCCAGCCACUUUGCCGACGAAUUUGUUGGCAAGUACAAGAUCGACGUCAGAGAAAACCCUAAGGCUUUCUACCGUAUUUUGACUGCUGCUGAGAAGUUGAAGAAGGUUCUCUCUGCUAACACUCAGGCUCCAUUCAAUAUCGAGUCCGUGAUGAACGACGUUGACGUUUCUUCGUCUUUGACUCGUGAAGAGUUGGAAGAGUUCGUACAGCCUCUUUUAGCCAGAGUUCAUGUUCCAAUCGAGUCAGCUCUUAAGGAAGCUGGUUUGACUACUGACGACAUCGACUCCAUCGAAGUCAUUGGUGGCUGUACCAGAGUUCCUUCUUUGAAGAACAAGUUGAAGGACAUCUUUGGCAAAGAGUUGUCUUUCACUUUGAACCAAGAUGAAGCCAUUGCCAGAGGUAACGCUUUCAUCUGUGCUACCCACUCUCCAACCGUUAGAGUGAGACCUUUCAAGUUCGAAGACUACAACCCAUACUCAGUCUCUUACUUCUGGGCCAAGGAAGAAGAAGACGAAGACCACAUGGAAGUUUUCCCAAGAGGUGGCUCGUUCCCUUCGACCAAGAUCAUCACCUUGUUCAGAAAGGGUGACUUCGAAGUCGAAGCCAAGUACACCAAGCCUGAAGAGUUGCCAGUUGGCACUUCUCCACUCGUAGCCAAGUGGGAAAUCAAGGGUGUUGUUCCAUCUGAAGGUGAGACUUCUAUUGCCACCAAGAUCAAGUUGAGAAACGAUCCUUCUGGAUUCUACACUAUCGAGGCUGCUUACACCGUCGAAGAAAAGAUCGUCAAGGAAUUAGUGGAAAAGGAACCAAAGGAAGGUGAAGAACAAGACGACGAAGAUUCUGAACCAGAAUACCGUGAAGUUAAGAAGUUGGUCAAGAAGGCUGACUUGGAAGUUAUUACUCACUCUGCUUCUCUUGAACCAAGCGUCAGAGAAGAGUUUAUUGAAAAGGAAAACGCUUUAGUCAUGGGUGACAAGUUGGUUGCUGAUACUGAAGACAGAAAGAACGCUUUGGAAGAGUACAUCUACGACUUGAGAGGUAAGUUGGACGACAAGUACAAGGACUUCGCCUCCGAUGCCGAAAAGGAACAAUUGACUGCCUUGUUGAGCAAGACUGAAGACUGGUUGUACGAUGAAGGUUACGAUUCGACCAAGGCUAAGUACAUUGCUAAAUACGAAGAGUUGGCUUCCAAGGGAAACCUCAUCAAGGGCCGUUACUUGCAAAAGGAAGAAGAAAAGAAGCAAGCCUACAGACAGAAGCAAGAAGCUGCUCAAGCUGCUGCCAUGGCUGAGAAGUUGGCUGCUGCCAGAGAUGCUUCAAAGGCUGAACAGAAGCCAGCUCCUGAAGAAGCCGAUGUUGACAUGGAUUAGAUUAGAGAGGUGCUCUUAAAUAUAUAGUUCUUAAUAAUUUCCGGUUACAUAUACAUAAUUGAAGGAGUAUUGUUGAUUGAG
Molecule: messenger RNA, 2256 nt
Organism: Scheffersomyces stipitis CBS 6054
Lineage: Eukaryota; Fungi; Ascomycota; Pichiomycetes; Serinales; Debaryomycetaceae
Gene: MSI3
Product: adenyl-nucleotide exchange factor
Exons: 1
Coding region: 85-2175 (696 amino acids)
Biological process (GO): protein folding
Cellular component (GO): cytosol; nucleus
Molecular function (GO): ATP binding; ATP-dependent protein folding chaperone
Source: RefSeq, a predicted model, not a curated record